AUGAACCAUUCUCCAGAGGCAUGGGAUCAUAUGCAAUUCAAAGAUGUUGUAGUUAAAGUGGCCACGGUUGAAUUGUACUACAAAGUUGUACACUUUUAUUUCCAAGAACACCUAGAUCUUAUUAAUAACCUCUUGAAUGUCCUUGCCCUUAGGGUAGAACACACACUAGUGGUUGACAUCAUGUGUAAGGUUGGACAUCUUCAUCUUGUGAAUCCAUACAUGGUUGCAGUACAGAGAAACAAUGUAGCUGUUGUUAAUAAGGCUUUGAAUGGAAUUUAUGUCGAAGAGGAAGAUUAUGAUAGGCUUCAAGAAUCUAUAGAUAUGAACGAUAACUUUUAUCAGAUAGGGCUUGCUCAGAGGGUUGAGAAACAUGAACUUUACAACUUCGGCUUGCUACAUUCUCUCAUCGAUAUAUGGUAUCCUGAUGCCUCCUCACCUCAAUCAGGUGAUCGUGAACUUGCAGAGGAAUUGGUGGUGUAUUUUGUGGAAAAGAGCAAGAAAGAAUGCUUUGCUUCAUGCUUGUUCAUAUGCUAUGACUUGAUUAGACCAAAUGUGGCUUUGGAACUUGCCUGGAUGAAUAAUAUGAUUGACUUUGUGUUUCCAUACCUACUUCAGUUCUUUCGAGAAUACAUGACAAAAUUUGAUGAGCUUGUUAAAGACAAGUUAGAGGCUGAACAAGAAGAGAAAUCCAAGGAGAAAGAAGAGAAAGAUCUUGUUGCU
Molecule: messenger RNA, 720 nt
Organism: Cryptomeria japonica (Japanese cedar)
Lineage: Eukaryota; Viridiplantae; Streptophyta; Pinopsida; Cupressales; Cupressaceae
Product: clathrin heavy chain 1-like
Exons: 6
Biological process (GO): vesicle-mediated transport; intracellular protein transport
Molecular function (GO): protein binding
Source: RefSeq, a predicted model, not a curated record